Anguilla rostrata (American eel) is the source of this 3156-nucleotide messenger RNA. RefSeq names its product N-acetylglutamate synthase (gene nags). The record is from RefSeq and is a predicted model, not a curated record. The transcript has 8 exons. Gene Ontology annotation, molecular function: L-glutamate N-acetyltransferase activity, acting on acetyl-CoA as donor. Gene Ontology annotation, cellular component: mitochondrial matrix. Gene Ontology annotation, biological process: L-arginine biosynthetic process; glutamate metabolic process. NCBI's taxonomy places the organism in Eukaryota, Metazoa, Chordata, Actinopteri, Anguilliformes, Anguillidae. The coding region runs from base 166 to 1761 and encodes 531 amino acids.
GUCCCCUUUCCCCGCUUCCCCCAUCCCCCAUCCGCUUUAACCACGCCUUUGCUGGUAGACCUAGGCUACUACAUGUAACUUCAUAUUGCUUACUGGUAACGUCCGAUUUCGUUAUGAACCGGUAAGUUGAACUUGUCGACCUGAGUAACUGGAAACCCGAAGUGAAUGGCAAAAGUGAACACUGGCACUUCCAGUCGUAGAGCCAUGAUCAUAGCUGGUCGAUUUCUGUCCAAACCUUCAGUACAGAUCCACAAGAGUCGUCGGAUAUUCCCAGAGUUACAGCGGGACAUUAGCUCUCGCGGCGACGCCGGUCAUCGGAGCAAAAUGCCGGCAUGUCUGGGCCAGCCGGACGCGCCUGGUUCUCUGACUGCUGCCGACCGUCAUGCACUGUCAAACCGCACACUCAUUUACCGGGACGUGAAGGCAUUUCUCAGUGAGAUCGUUGGAGACACACGAGAGGCUCGCUACUGGCUAACGCAAUUCCAGAAAGCAAAUGUAUGGCAAUCGCCUGCUUUUGCAGUCAUAGAGGUUGAUCAGUCUGUGUUUGAGAGCCGGGAGAUGGUGCAAAGCCUGGGCUUUGGGCUCUCUUUUCUGCAGCGGAUGGAUAUGAAACCUGUAGUGGUGAUGGGGCUGACCCAGACCAAGGACGGUGAUGAGGUCCUCGAUCCCAGGUCCAGUGUAGUCCAGAACUGCCAGGCGCUCACCGAGGUGCUGCAGAAUAACUCGGCCAGCGUCAUUCCAUUCUUCAGCUCUGAAGUCGUCCUCCUCGUCCAGGACACGCUGGCCAGUCCCUCUGUGUCAGUGGACGAUAGUAGACCCUCCGUCUCGGCAGAUGGCAGUAGACCCUCCAUCUCGGUGGACAGAGGCCUGCUCCAGUGGACCCUGGACUGUGGGGCCAUUCCGCUGGUGUGCCCCGUGGGCCGCACCACGGCCAGCCGCUCGGUGGUGCUGGACUCGGUUGACGUCACCGCCGCCAUCGCCAAGGUCCUGCAGCCCCUCAAAGUCAUGUUCCUCAACAGCUGGGGGGGCAUCCGGAACCAGAGCCAGAAGGUGCUGGGUCAGGUGUCUCUGCCCUCAGACAUGCCCUUGCUGUCGCGGGCGACGUGGCUCGGCGCCACUGAGCGCCAGCGGGUGGCCGCCAUCGACCAGCUCCUCAACCAGCUGCCCUGCGAGUCCUCAGCCGUCAUCACCUCAGCCAACACGCUGCUGACCGAGCUCUUCAGCCACAAGGGAUCCGGCACCCUGUUUAAAAACGGAGAUCCCAUUCACAGGUACACCAGCCUGGAUCACAUUGACGUUGACCGCCUGGUUGCCCUGAUCAACAAGUCGUUCGGGAAGAACCUGAAAGAAGAUUACAUCACCUCUCUGAAGGACAGGCUGCAUUCUAUCUACCUCUCUGAAGAGUACAGCGCUGCUGCCAUCAUCACCACGGAGCAGGUGAGCAGUGGCACCCUGUACCUGGACAAGUUUGUGGUGAGCAGCAGCAAAAGGGGCCAGGGCACCAGCCAGAUCCUGUGGGACAGCAUUCGGCAGGACCUGGGAAAGCUCUUCUGGAGGUCCCGCUGCACCAACCACAUCAACCCCUGGUACUUCAAGCACUGUGACGGCAGCUGUGUUAACGGCAGGCAGAUCAUUUUCUGGUUUGGACUGUCCGAUAUCCGUGAGUCUUACGAACUGGUGGAGUAUGCCAACCGUGUGCCCUACUCCUUCAUAGACACACCACCAGAGGAAACGCCCCAGUGCUCUACGCCUGGGUCCUGAGCCUCAGUUCCUCCCCCCAUCCCCCCUGCUACCCCUCCACCCACCCUUCCACCCCUCUCCUGACCUUGCCACCCCUCCACCCCCCUUGCCACCCCUCCACUGCCCCUGCCACCCCCUUGCUGCAUUCUGUCUGGAGCUGCGUGGAAUCUUUGUUCAAGGAAUGGAGCUUGGAAACCACAUUUUUACUCUGCCUUGUAGUUUGAAACCUCUUUUUUUAAAAUCUCAUCUUCAAUUGCAUUUUGACCCCAAAAAAAGCUAGCUAACAAGUGCAAUGCUAUAGCUUAGAAAAGCAAACUCAGUACCUAGAUAUCUGAACUUUCACAUUCCUUUCCAAAAACCUGCAUGCUAAACUUUUGUCAGUUUUUUGAAGGCUAAAAAUGCGGUUUGAGCUGCGGACUCUCCUGGACUUGGGCGAGCGCAGGAACCGUAUUACCUCAGGUGCUUUAAAUAUUGAUGUAAAGAGGUGCUAUUGGAGUGAAAAGCUAGUGAACUUGUUUACAGCAGCCACGGUGCCUUUGACGUGCUGUCACAUGACUCAGUAGUAGUGCUUUGGAACCUGCAGUGUGGAGUUCACUGGGCUGUGGGUGAAGGUAUGGGAGGAAUGCACACGCUGUACCUGAUGGGUGUCUUACAGAUGGUAACAGCAGGGAUUGGAGAUAUGAAUUGGCAGUUACAAGUUGGGUAGACAAACAGUGGGGGGGGGGGGGUAGAUUGUGUGUGUGUGUGUGUGAGAGAAGGGGGGAGGGGGAUUGAGUCUGAAGACUGUUUUUAACAUACCUGAACUGGCAGAAAAUUUGUAUUACUGUCUAAGGGCUGUAUUGUUGUAUUAGCUGUAUUGACCAGGAGGACUGUACAUAUCAUAUCACUCGUUAAUGCAUCAAGGAUUAAUAAGGGUUUCCAUUUCUUCAAUAAUGGAUUAUUAGAUUGUGGUGGUGCAAGUUUUCUGAAUACGCUGAGUACUGGUGUUGAAACUCAUACAAUUUCACAUAUUAAAGUGACUUUUCUCACUUUCAGGUAUACACAGGUCAUAAGCAUUAUUCCCUGAAACUUAAAAAAAACAAACAAAAAAAUUCUGUUGAAAGGGAAAUUACUACAAGGAGAUUAUCAGUUUACUUGAAGUUUAAAUACAGCUUUUAAAUCCAUGAACUGAUUGAAAAAUCAGUACUGUAGUUAUUUUCAUUUGUACUAAAGACUUGUUUUACACUUUUCAAAGUAGAAAGACUGUUCUUUAAUUUGAAAUGUUUCCCUCAGUAUCACUCUUUUGGUGAUGUGGUUUGUAGUUCUGCAUUUUAACAUUGCCUGUUUGGUUUUCUGUACCAUUUCUGGAAAUAUUUAUCAAAAAGUGUUCAUCAAAAUAAUUUUUAUGCUUAAUAAAGGGCCAUUCACUGAACAAAA